This is a messenger RNA of Trichogramma pretiosum, 1817 nucleotides long. RefSeq names its product GATOR complex protein NPRL3 (gene Nprl3). Lineage: Eukaryota; Metazoa; Arthropoda; Insecta; Hymenoptera; Trichogrammatidae. The record is from RefSeq and is a predicted model, not a curated record. Bases 81 to 1727 code for a protein of 548 amino acids. Gene Ontology annotation, cellular component: GATOR1 complex. Gene Ontology annotation, biological process: positive regulation of autophagy; negative regulation of TORC1 signaling; TORC1 signaling. The transcript has 6 exons.
AAAGUGCAACAGCUGACGUUGUAUACAACAUCCAUUAGUUGAGAAAGUUAUGUAGCCUCAAUCAUAAAGUCAUUGGUACAAUGGAAAUAACUCCCUUGAGCAUAAUCUUGGUGAAGAGCGAUAGUAAGGGUGAUAGAAUGCUAUUCCGUUAUCCUCAUUCAACAAAUCAUCAACGAGACUCAAGUCAAUGUUUAAAAAAAAAAAAUCCUUAUUCUAUGAUAAUUGCUGAAGACUCAUUACAAUCAAUACCAUUUCCAAAUUCAACCAAUGACAAUUUGACAGGCUUGUCAGAUGAAGUUUUGUCAACUUUAUUUGCCGUCAAACCAGAAUUAUGUGAACUAAAAUUUGAGUUAAAAGUUAAUGAUGUAAGAUUUGUGGGACAUCCAACUUUGCUCCCAUCAAGGGGUCCCAAAGAAAUAAACUCAUCUAUGUUAUUUAAUGUUGUUUUUGCUUUACCAGCACAAGCUAGUCAAUCUGUUGUUAGAUGUUAUUAUGAUUUGAGUAAAAGAUUAGGAAUAGCACUGAGGCAUGAAGAAAAAAGAUGUAGCUUUUUAACAGAAGAAAUUAAAGUAAUGGUUUCUACGCACGAUGAAGUUGCUGCAAGGUCAGAGGAAGAAAGUGACUCAGAUGAAUCACCAUAUGAAACUAUUUUACAAAAAAGUUCAUUAGCUAGAGAUUUAAAAUGUAUUUUUAACAGUUUAAGUACCAGUGGAAUUAUAAAUAUUAUGAUUAACAAAUGGAUACAAGUUAGUUUUUGCCUUCCUCAGAAAGUACAUCAAACUCAUAAAAAAGGAUUUAUUGUAGACCCAGAGAUUAUCAACCAGUGUUUAGAUAGUCUAAGGCCAUAUCAUGGUCUACUUUUAUUGACUGAACCGAUGGAUCUAAUGGACUCGUUGCCAACAGACCAUUCACCAGCCUUAUGUAGACUAAUUCAAAUGUACAAUCCUUUAAAAAGUUUGCAAACUUUAGCAUUAGAUUCUGACUUAACUCUAGCACAAGUAUUUCAACUUACUGGUCAUUUAGUUUAUUGGGCCAAGGCUACUGUUAUAUAUCCACUGUGUGAAAGUAAUAUUUAUGUAGUUUCACCCGAUGCUGUACUUACGGAUCGAAUGUUGGAAGCUUUUUCUGAACAAUUUCCAGGAAUGUGUUUGUUACAAGUAAUUAGUGAUUUUUCACUACCAACGUCCAUAAGCCAAAAACUCAAUCCUCUCAUUCAACCACAACAGCAAACGCAACUUGUUAAAAUGAUUAUUUGGUUGUUGAAAAAUCACUUGCUGCUACAAUUGCACACUUACGUGCAAUACAUGCCUUCCGUUCAUGGUAGCUCUCCUGUUAAUACGGGCGACGCUAUAGACGGUGCAAGCCCUACCGACGGAUUACCGGACGAUGAAUCCGGAGCGGGUUUGGACGAGAGUACCUGGAGCUUGAACAGCACUCUGAAAGGCACCCCGACCGAAUCGAACACCGAUAUGCCGCAGGAGAAACGCGACGACAUUUAUUCGUAUCAAUCGGACGCGUAUCCGUCGGACGACAUAAUUUUGCUGGAGCGGCUCUGCAGACUGGGAUACUUCAAGGGAGGUCAUCACCUGGAGGAGAUCAUGUAUCUGGAAAAUAUACGUCGCUCGCAAUUGCUGCAGAUAUUGGAUAAAUUCAGGGACGUUCUCAUAACGAGCGAGAGCGAGGAUCCAGCGAUGGCUUUGUUUUACUCUCAACGCGCCGCUCUGUAAAUACGAAAAAGUAUUCGUCGUGUAUAAUAAUGUAAUAAGUUGUAAAUACUUUCACAGAUCGACGCCCAUAAAUCAUUGAUCUUAUAUUUU